Messenger RNA from Strongylus vulgaris, 446 nucleotides. The record is from the annotation of a GenBank genome assembly. NCBI's taxonomy places the organism in Eukaryota, Metazoa, Nematoda, Chromadorea, Rhabditida, Strongylidae.
GGAAUCUCAGUCGAAGAAUGUUACGAUCAGUAUCCACCAAUAAUACGUGAUGUGUUCUGGGAAACGCCGGAUCCUGAACCAUUGCAUACCGUUGAAAGUGCAAUGCGUCCUCAAAAUCCGCAAGUCGGCAGCUGCGUAAAUAUGAAACUACCCAAAAACUCAUCGUAUAUGCUUCGCCCGAGGCGAUCAACUAUGACUGGUUCACGUAUGUCAAUUUGGGAUGGGCAGAUUGACGCAGAUGUCGUACCAGUCGCCAAUGAUGAUAGACAUAAUCCUGAACCAAUCAAACAUUCAAUAUCAACAUCUUCCAUGAGCAAUUUUAUCAACAAAAUCAAGAGUGGUGGUAGACGCAUGAGUACUAUGUCAAUGUUCGCUAUUGCAAGAAAACGGACUAUUUCAAAUGAGAGGAGGUGCAUGGAAAGUCCAGAUAUGCUGUCAAGGUAAGU